Strongylus vulgaris is the source of this 360-nucleotide messenger RNA. Lineage: Eukaryota; Metazoa; Nematoda; Chromadorea; Rhabditida; Strongylidae. The record is from the annotation of a GenBank genome assembly.
GUCACUCUACUGGAGAUUUUCAUCUAUUUAUUCAAGUCUGUCUGGGGUACAGUGAAUACAGAACGACAGAAACAGUUUAUGGAAGCGAUGCUGGAGGAAGAAAAUGAAAGACGACAAAGUCUGGUGAUCGUGGAGGAGCCGCAACCGGAGCCGUCAAUAGCAGAGGAGGAGCCGGAGCCUAAAGAACGCGCACCACGUCCUCAUAGAAGGCAAUCAAAACGUGUAUCAAUAGUCCCAUUGCAUAUCCAUGUAGAUAGGCGAGGGAGCGCGACCAUCCGCCAUAGUGUUAGCGGCACCAUCUGGGCGACGUUUAAGUACACAACACAACGACGAAACCAUACAUCUUGCCCUGGUGAAUAG